Molecule: messenger RNA, 1314 nt
Organism: Thermothelomyces thermophilus ATCC 42464
Lineage: Eukaryota; Fungi; Ascomycota; Sordariomycetes; Sordariales; Chaetomiaceae
Exons: 1
Coding region: 375-1190 (271 amino acids)
Biological process (GO): nuclear protein quality control by the ubiquitin-proteasome system; proteasome localization
Cellular component (GO): nucleus
Source: RefSeq, a predicted model, not a curated record
CCCCCAAGUUUGUCUGUUGUUUCCAACCCUCGUCCAUCCAACCGAACCUUUGAGUUGGGCAACCUGGCAAUUCCUCAACAGUCGCUCGCCGCCUUGUCAGCUUGUUGGUUGAUCCGCCGGUUUCGCUUCAUCGCCCUGGCGAACAAUGAAUGUCCUUUUGUCGCCGCAGCCCCCGACCUUCUCCCUCCAGUGCGAAACCUCCCGACUCCCGCCUCCGCUUCCGGGUAAGCCUGUUCUCCUCCAUUUCCACCACCUCUGUCUGCAUCGUGUGGGCGCUGUCGCUGCAUGAUGCGUGGCAGGAAGCGAUCAUCGUGCCCGACGCCAGGACUUGGAAACAAGAGUUUAUUAACCCCUUAACAGUCCCACAGCACGCCAUGGCCUCUAGGAAGCGGAAAGCCGACGACGAAGAGAUGUCGGUGUCGCCAGUGAACUCACCAGCAACAUCUUCGAGACAGCUCGCACGACCGUCCAAAAAAGUCCGCGGCGGCAGCGACAUAGCUGGUCGCCCGCUGUCGCUCCCCCGAUUGCUCGAGACCCUCGACAACACACAAUUGCGCACGGUCCUCCAGACCCUCUGCGAGCGUCAUCCGGAUAUCGGCCGGGAAGUUGUGAAUGAUGCGCCGCGGCCAUCAGUCGCUUCGGCGCUUCAGGUUCUCGGCGAUUACCAGGAGAAACUCCGGGCUGCCGUUCCCUUUGGCGAGUCUAGCUCCGAUUAUACGUAUUUCCGGGUCAAACAACCUCUGGUCGCACUCGUCGAUGCCAUCUCCGAUUUCACGCCCCAGUUCCUUCCGCCUGUCGAACAGCAGACAAACGUCUCAUUACAAUAUCUCGAUGCCGCGACCAAAGUCAUUCACGAGCUACCCGACUGGGAGAGCCAACAAUAUCGGCACCACAAGGAUAAUGCGUACGACGAGAUUUCGGGCGCAUGGGCGCUCGUGAUCUCCGAAGCAGCCAAGAGAGGAGGGGGCUUCGUCUUGCACACGGGCGGCUGGGACCAGAAGCUGGCCAAGCACAAUCAGCAAUCAGGUGGAAAGCUGGAACAGGCGGUGAGCGCCAUGGCGGCGGAGGUGCCGUGGCUGGGCAACAACGCGAACGCCACGCCGGCGUCGGGGUUGUCGGAUCCGAACUCGAUUCUCAACCAGCUCAUCAACGGCAAUUACGGUUCGCCUGUUCGUGUCGGUCCCUGGUAGAGAGGGGGUGGAUAUUGCAUGUGAUGGGAGCUGUUGCUUCGUCUGAGCGCCAACAUCGUCAACGAUAUUACGAUCCCUCAUUCCUCUUUUUUCUUUUUUUCAUCUUUACCAUUUCUUCAUGAGG